CCCCCCCCCGCCCCGCCCCCGCCCCGCCCCCUAUGAGAUGAGCAAAGCCCCAGCCGCUGCCCAUGAGCUUGCCAUCCAGGUGAAGCUGUGGGGCUGGAGCUGCCAGGAUGGGGGCAGCGGGCCUCUCCCUGCCCGCCAGCACCUGGAGCUGCGGGCCUUCCUCCGCCUCCUGGAGCACAGCUUCCUUCAGGAGUUCCUCGCCAGAGACCCCUGUUUCCAGAUUUCGGACAAGUACCUGCUGGCCAUGGUGCUGGUCUACUUCCGGCGCGCCAACCUGGAGCUCAGCGAGUACACCUGCAGCAACCUGUUCUUGGCACUGUACCUUGCGAACGACAUGGAGGAGGACCUGGAGGAGGCCAAGUGCAUGAUUUUCCCCUGGGCCCUGGGCGAGGGCUGGCACGACCAGGUGGCAGACUUCCUGCGCCAGAGGGACAAGCUGUGGGCCAGGAUGGGCUUCCGGGCCUUAGUGAGCCGCCGGCACUGUGAGAGGGUCAUGGCCACAGAGCCGUCCCACUGGGCCUGGGCCCGGGCGCGGGGCGCCCACCACGGCCGGGCUCACCGGAGCUACUCCCGGGCGGGGAUCACCCUCCCCCGCGCCCCCGGCUUCUCCCCGCCCAGCUGCUCCCUCUGCGGCUCGCCCUCCCUCCACCGCCACUACUGCCGCCCGCCCGGCCCCUCGCCCGUCUUCCCCCAGAGCCCUUCCCCCAGCCCCGAGGAGUGCGGCUCCCCCCCCCAGGCCUGUCUCUCAGGGGCUGAAGACCCCUGGGCCGGAGGCUUCCUCGUGGUCCUGCCCUCCCAGCUGCUCCUGGAGCCGGGCACCUACUCCUUCCACAUCCUCCUGGAGCCGCUGCCAGUGCCCUAGGCGCCGACGGACAGAUGGACGGGCGGACACGCUCGCAGGGUGGAGAGCAGCUGGCCUGCCUGCCCUGUGGCCCCGGUGCCCCUGUCUCGUUGACCUCAGGCUGGCAGUGCUGCCCAAGCCCCCUGCCCCUCCUCCCGACCUGCAACUUGCACCCCCUCUGACUCUGCCCCCUCUAAUAAACUCAUGCCCACUAUG
This is a messenger RNA of Pipistrellus kuhlii (Kuhl's pipistrelle), 1057 nucleotides long. It is a transcript of the gene SPDYC, whose product is annotated as speedy/RINGO cell cycle regulator family member C. The transcript is spliced from 6 exons. Lineage: Eukaryota; Metazoa; Chordata; Mammalia; Chiroptera; Vespertilionidae. Gene Ontology annotation, biological process: positive regulation of cyclin-dependent protein serine/threonine kinase activity. Gene Ontology annotation, molecular function: protein kinase binding. The record is from RefSeq and is a predicted model, not a curated record. The coding region runs from base 38 to 862 and encodes 274 amino acids.